AUGCUUGCACGGAAAGUGGAGGCGCACAAAGAAGAAUUCGCGAGACUGGAAACGACAUCGACUACACGUAUCACCCAGCUAGAAGCCGCUCUGGAAGUUGAGCACAAUAAGCUGAAGGAGUACGAGCUACUAGAGAUUGACUUGGACGGGGCUGUGCUGCUAGAAGCAAUGACCACGUUUGAGGCGAUCCCGACCACGACAAAGAGACGGUUCCAGCAGAGCGUGCUACUCGCCCAGAAAGUUGUCAAGUCGCAACGAGAAGCGAUCGCGCUCGAGCAAAAGCUGAACGAGGCGACAAGCGAUCGUACGAGACUCCAACGAGAGAUCACAGAGCUAAAGGCCAAACUAGUGACUUUCCACCAGCCUCAGUCGUAUCUGCUCGACAAGUUAACACGGCGAGAGCAAGAGCUUCAAAGUGCAGUGCGGAGAUACAAGGAGACCCAGUCGCAGCUUCAGCAGCUAAGAGCUCAAUUUCAACAGUCCCAGGAGGCAAACUCGUCACUGCAGCAGCAACUCAAGCAUCUUCUGUCUUGUCGUAGAGAUCUCAGUGCGCUCAAGACCACAGCCUCUCCACCGCCGUCUAUAGCCUCGAAAAUGACCCAACCGCCGACCCCACAGCGCCAAACGGACGAGUUGAACUCCGUCCGAGCUGCAUCUGAAGCAUCCGGCUCCUCAUCAAGCAUUUCAAGCACCCCGAGGUGGUACACGAAGCUUCGAGUGCCUGCACAGCAGCAAACACAGCAGUAGAUGGCAGAACACUCGAGCGCUACCCACGCGGUUUAAAAAAACCGAUGCUCGUAGUCAGGGGCGUUUCUAGACCAAAAAUAUGGGGGGACAGCCUCCAUUUGUAAGUAGAUCCGCCACUGCUCGUAGUCGUUGCCGCCUUUUGUUGGAACCGAGCUCAAGUGGUGAUGCAAGUCGUGUCGGCACCUAAAUUGAGAGAGCCAUCCUAAA
This is a messenger RNA of Phytophthora infestans T30-4, 954 nucleotides long. RefSeq lists its product as uncharacterized. Lineage: Eukaryota; Oomycota; Peronosporomycetes; Peronosporales; Peronosporaceae. The record is from RefSeq and is a predicted model, not a curated record. Gene Ontology annotation, biological process: cilium assembly. The transcript is spliced from 7 exons. Bases 1 to 747 code for a protein of 248 amino acids. Gene Ontology annotation, cellular component: centriolar satellite.